Messenger RNA from Hibiscus syriacus, 1957 nucleotides. RefSeq names its product probable receptor-like protein kinase At2g42960. Gene Ontology annotation, biological process: protein phosphorylation. Gene Ontology annotation, molecular function: ATP binding; protein kinase activity. NCBI's taxonomy places the organism in Eukaryota, Viridiplantae, Streptophyta, Magnoliopsida, Malvales, Malvaceae. The transcript has 9 exons. The record is from RefSeq and is a predicted model, not a curated record. Bases 385 to 1857 code for a protein of 490 amino acids.
UAUCGUCUUUCUCUCUGGUUUCCUCCAUUGGAAACUAAACUAAGCUUCCUUUUUCCAGCUUUGUUUUGAGGUCCCUCGCAUCUCUUCCAAUACCCACCAACCAUUUUUCUAACAUUUUCCCCUUUUCCUCUCUCUCUCUCUACAUUUUUGCUUGAAAGAUUGGAUUUUUGUCUGGCUUUUUCUUGCCCAUUUCCUUUUAUCAUUUGUUGAAUUCUUUCCAUUUGUUUUGGACCACUUGGAAUGACCACAACAUGAACAAAACAAAAUUGGGUUUCUUCUCUUAAACCACUUGGAUGCUAAAAUGUAGGAAUGUGUUGAAAUUUUGAUCAUGCAUACAAGAGAUUGAAUAUAAUUUUGUGUGUUAAAAGUCCUGGAAGAUCAGCGAUGUCGUCUCGGGAUGCCUUAAAUGCUGAGUUAUCAGAGAAGACACCAUUUUUGGGUCUAAAACUUUGGGUAUUGAUUGGUUUAUCUGUUGGGGCAUUUAUCUUGUUGAUUCUUGGCAUCUUAUCUGUAUGGGUUACAUUUCGGAGGAGUAGACGACCCCUAGACAAGUUCUUGCUCUCUCAAAUACCGAAUGACUCAAAGGACAUCAAGGUUGACAAGGUUGGAGUUGAGGGCUUCAGUGAUCAUCCGGAAAAUCAAGUCAUUUCUGUUCAUGAUAAAACCAGCGAUAAGAAAUCGGAGAAAAUGUUAGCUCUUCUGGGGACGAGCAAAUCGAGUGAUCCUGAUAAUAUCAGUCAAUGCAGCUCGAUUUAUCAUCAUGAAAGAGGUUUUAGUUUGCAUUCAGGAGAAGAAGGCAGCUCUGGAACAGUCCGAGAUCAGUCUGCAUUGCUGUAUGGAGGACUAGUGACUGCCUCUCCCUUAGUUGCCUUGCCAGAGAUUUCACAUCUCGGGUGGGGUCACUGGUUUACUCUUAGGGAUCUUGAUCGUGCAACAAAUCAUUUUUCAGGGGAGAAUGUUAUUGGAGAGGGCGGAUAUGGGAUGGUUUACAAGGGUAUACUGAUCAAUGGAACUGAAGUAGCAGUUAAAAAGCUUCUUAAUAAUCUGGGACAGGCAGAGAAAGAAUUUAGGGUUGAAGUGGAGGCUAUUGGUCAUGUUCGACAUAAGAAUCUUGUGCGGCUUUUGGGCUAUUGCAUAGAAGGAGUUCACAGGAUGUUGGUAUAUGAAUAUGUGAAUAAUGGUAACUUGGAACAAUGGCUGCAUGGGGAAAUUUGGCAGCAUGGUACACUUACUUGGGAAGCUCGGAUGAAGGUUAUUCUUGGUACUGCCAAGGCGCUUGCUUAUUUGCAUGAAGCAGUAGAACCGAAAGUUGUUCACCGGGACAUAAAAUCAAGUAACAUCUUGAUCGAUGAUGAAUUUAAUGCCAAGGUUUCUGAUUUUGGGCUCGCCAAGCUCUUGGAUUCGAGAGAGAGUCAUAUCGCAACUAGAGUUAUGGGGACUUUUGGUUAUGUGGCACCAGAAUAUGCUAACACGGGUUUGUUAAACGAGAGGAGUGAUACUUACAGCUUUGGUGUCCUCCUACUUGAAGCUGUCACUGGAAGAGACCCUGUCGACUAUGAGAGAUCUGCUAAUGAGAUCAACCUUGUUGAGUGGCUGAAGAUUAUGGUCGGAACAAGGAGAGCAGAGGAUGUUGUGGAUCCAAAUCUCAAAGCUAGACCGACAACACGUGCUCUUAGACGUGCCCUUUUGGUGGCACUUAGAUGUGUUGACCCGGACUCAGAUCAACGGCCUAAAAUGAGUCGGGUUGUACGGAUGCUUGAUGCUGAUGACUACCCAUUUCGUGAGGACCGGAGGAACCGAAAGAGCCAAACAGCCAGCAUGGAAAUCAUCGAGAAACAUGAUGGAGACGACUCGUGAGUCAUAGAGACGGACGAUAAUGGCAUGACAUGGUGAAUAAUUGCCUUGUAUUUAAGGCUUUCAGCGACACAAAUCACAAAUUCAACAACCAGCUUAUUAU